This is a messenger RNA of Harpegnathos saltator (Jerdon's jumping ant), 3132 nucleotides long. RefSeq names its product calcium-independent phospholipase A2 VIA (gene iPLA2-VIA). Gene Ontology annotation, cellular component: mitochondrion. The coding region runs from base 262 to 2661 and encodes 799 amino acids. NCBI's taxonomy places the organism in Eukaryota, Metazoa, Arthropoda, Insecta, Hymenoptera, Formicidae. Gene Ontology annotation, biological process: positive regulation of ceramide biosynthetic process; lipid metabolic process. Gene Ontology annotation, molecular function: long-chain fatty acyl-CoA hydrolase activity; protein binding. The transcript is spliced from 3 exons. The record is from RefSeq and is a predicted model, not a curated record.
CAUUUGGUACUUCGAUGUACUUCACUGUUAACGCGAUGAGAUUAGGUUAAGCCUCCUCCCCUAUUUGGUAGAAUUACGUUACGUACGAGUGAUAUAGUACGUAAGAGUGAUAUAAAACACGGAUGAGCUGUCAUGCCGCUUUGUCGUACGACGAGUGACGCAAACUUUCGUAAUAUUUUGAUGCCGUAGAGAUCCGUGUCCGUCUCGUUAAAUUGUGAGGAUUGUGAGGAAUUUAGCGUAAUUCUCGACGUUGCGACUGACAUGUCCUGGAUAGGCGCAAUAGCGAAUAAUGUGCUUCGUAACAUUGUCUACACGGACACGCCGCCGAAUGUCGUACUGGAGGUCCGACCGGAGCAUUAUAGCAAUCGACAUAUCCAUUCUCGCGAAGAUGGCAUCGUACUGUACGGACCUGGUGACAGAAGUCAAAAGUACGAGAUUGUGCUGCACAGACCUUGCACAGAGACCCUUCAUCAGGCGUACAGCUUGUUUCGAUCGGAGUCUCUUGAAGCAACAAUGGACAGAUUCAUGACAUACAAGGAUAAAGUACCACUACUUGUACAGAUAGUGCAAGAGAUGUACAGUAUUGCGAAGAUACAGAAGCUCUGUGAUACUCUGAUGGAGCAUCCUAUGUGGACGUUGGCGCACUUGGCGGCACACUUUGCGCUGUACGAUGCCUUCUCAUGCGAGAUUGUCAAUAGCGAUCUCAAUAGUGGCGAUUUAGAGACUGGUAUUUCACCUCUGCAAGUUGCUGUGCAGACCAAUAAUCUGCGCACUGUGCAGAUGCUGAUAGCAGCCAAGAGUUCGUUGGAGCAUUUGGAUCACAAUGCAAACACCGUCUACCAUUACGCAGCUACAUCCACUAAAGAUAUCAUUUUGGCUCUAGGAGCUGGUCUACCCAACAGUCUUAACAGUCGUAACAGCAGUGGUCACACUCCCAUUCACGUGGCUUGUCACAACGACAAGCCAGAAUGCGUGAAGGCGUUGUUACUAAUCGGCGCUGACGUCAACAUACCCGCUACUGAGAGCGCCGAGCCUUCUAGCCCCGGCUACGUCGGCGACUUCCUACACAAAAAGCCGAAUGUGCUCAACUCGGAGGACAUGAAGUUCGGUGGCACACCGUUGCAUUGGUCGCGUAGUCGCGAGGUGAUACGCGCGCUGAUCGAGACCAAUUGCGACAUCGACGCGCUAAACUUCGAUGGGCGUACAGCGUUGCACGUGAUGGUGAUGCGCAAGCGACUGGAAUGCGUGGUCGCGCUGCUCAGCCACUUGGCGUCUGUAAACAUUGUCGACAAGGAGGGCAAUACACCGCUGCACUUGGCUGAGGAUUCGAUAAUCGUGCAAGCGCUCAUCGGCUUCGGCGCCGACCUCAACGCUCGCAAUUGGAAGUUUGAGACGCCGUUGCACAAGGCCAACAUCGACAACACCGACGGUAACAAAAUUAUCUACCUGCUGCACGCAGUGGGAGCGCAGCGGUGUCCACCUGAGAUGACAGGCUGCCAUCUCGGCUGCAAGUAUAACGAGACCUACACCGGCAUCGCACCAUCGGAACCGCCGCACCACGUAUCACGCACCGUUAUCGAUCAGAUGCUGCACGUUGCCAGCAUGGAUAAAAUGACCGAGCAGGAUAGGACAACUCUUGACGGCGGCAAACUGCUGUGCCUCGACGGUGGCGGUAUUCGCGGGCUGGUGCUCAUCCAGAGCCUCUUGGAGAUCGAGUCAGUGGUGGGACGACCAGUGGUGCAUUGUUUCGACUGGAUCGCCGGUACGUCGACCGGCGGGAUCCUCGCGCUCGGUCUCGCCGCCGGUAAGUCCCUGCGCGAAUGCCAGGCGCUCUAUUUCCGCAUCAAGGAAGACGUCUUCGUGGGCUCGCGUCCGUACAACAGCGAGGGUCUGGAAAAGAUACUGAAGGAGUGCCUCGGCGCGGAAACCGUCAUGGCGGACAUCGUGAGGCCAAAGAUCAUGAUUACGGCCGUGCUCGCCGACAGGAAGCCCGUGGAUCUCCAUCUGUUUCGUAAUUACGAGUCGCCUAGCUCUCUGCUGCUGGUGGCGGAGAAUGCAAUGUUUAAGCGCACGUUAUUGCCGGAAGAGCAGCUCUUGUGGAAGGCAGCGAGGGCCACCGGUGCUGCGCCGUCGUACUUCCGAGCGUUCGGUAGAUUCCUGGACGGUGGCUUGAUCGCGAAUAAUCCCACUCUGGAUGCCAUGACGGAAAUACACGAAUACAAUUUGGCGCUGAAAGCUAUCGGUCGGCCUCAGGAGGUGGUGCCGCUGACGCUGGUGGUCUCCCUCGGCACAGGAUGCACUCGCACGACGUACGCUUUCAAUGAGAUUGACGUUUUUCGCCCGGAAGGCCUCUGGGGCACCGCGAAGCUCGCCAUUGGCAUCUCAGCGCUCGGCACCUUGCUAGUCGACCAAGCGACCGCCAGCGACGGUCGAGUGGUGGAUCGUGCCAGAGGCUGGUGCUCCAUGAUCGGCGUCCCGUACUACAGAUUCAAUCCGCAACUGUCGACGGAGAUCGACAUGGACGAGAAGAACGACAAGACCCUAGUGCACAUGAUCUGGUCCGCCAAGGCGUUCAUGCACGCGAAUCGAGAUCAAGUGAAGGAGUUGGCAGCUGUCAUCAAUCGCAGCUCACAGGGAAAUUAUAAUCAAGGGAAAGUAUAAUCACGAGAGAUCAUCUUAGCACGACAAUUUUCAACUAGGUUACCAGUUCAAUCAACGCUAUGCGCUAUUCGAUAUUUCGACCAAUGUGAUAUUAGACUCGAUAGGUGUGCUAAUGUUAGAUUUUUAGCGGGUAUGAAAUCUUUUUCCCUCUUCUCCUUUUUUUAUAAUUAUAUGCAACAAGCAGCUUGUGUGUGCAGCAAUCGUAUGUGGUGAUCGUAUGUUUCUUCUGCGUUAUAAUCCGAUUGGGAACAAGGUCUCGUACUAGUUUAUUAAGAAUUUCUCAUGACAAAGUAAUGCACAAUUCUCAAUGCUACAUUUUACGUUGAGCUCUCUUACUUUUCGUCAUUUUUCGUAACAUCAGGUAAUCGAACUGCCUGAGUGAGCAUUAAUAUCGAGUCACAAGAAUAUACCUCAAGUGUCUAGAUAAUUAUUAUAUUAUUUAUUAUAAUUUAUUAAUAUUGUUAUAGCGUU